AUGGAGGCCGGCCCGGAGGCGGCGCUGCUCCUGGCCAGGCUCCUGGAGGAGCUGGACGGCGGGCCCGGCGCGGCCUCGUACCAGGACCUGUGCAAGUCGCUGUGCGCGCGGCUGGACCUGCCGCAGCUCGCCCGGCUGCGGAGCGCGCUCUUCCACACGGCCUGCCUGGACCCCGGCUUCCCGGCCGCGCUCUUCAAGGACAAGACGCAAUGCAGCGCGGGCAGCCAGCAGUCCAAGAAGCUCCUGGUGGCGGCGGACAUCGUGACGAUGUUCAACCUGCUCCAGAUGAGCGGGGCCGCCGCCAGGGAGAAGCCGCCCGCGGGCCGCGCCACGGUGCGCGCGCCGGACCCCGAGGCCUGCGACGGGGCGUGCGAGCCCCUGGGCCGCGAGCCGGGCGCCAGGCCCUUCAGCAGGGGCUGCGCCGCGCGGCAGCCGCCGCGGUGCCGGCAGGUGGACGGCAGGGACCGGCCGCAGUUCGUCCCCGCCUGCGAGCCCGGCUUCUUGCUGGGCGUCGGCGACGGCGCGAAGAGCCGCGCGUCCUCGCUGGACCGGCUGCAGCCCCCGGGCCCCUACGCGGCCGCCGGGCCCCCGGCCUGCGAGAUGCAGAGGACCUACUUCCCCAUGAGCGCGGGGGCCGAGGCCGGCUCGGACCAGGACUCCCUGCCCGCCCAGGGCCUCGGGGACGGCUUCGUUUCCGGCGAGGAGCCGUUCGCCGUCCCGUCCUGUGUCCGGAAGAGGAGCAUCUUCAAGGAGGACUUUCACAACCUCAUGGCCGUGUCCCCCGGGGCGGCCGGCCCCGCCAGCCAGGCCGAGGGCGAGCGCGGGGAGCCCCCGGGCCGCAAGGAGCCCCGCAAGCCCCCCUUCUUCAACCACAGCUUCGAGAUGCCCCAGCACAGCCAGCACCUGAGCCCCGGCUACUUCCUGGCCCCCGACAGGAGGCGGGCGAAGCACGAGAGCCUCGACGACCUCCAGGCGUCCACGUACUUCGGACCCAGCCCCGUGCUGGGCAGCCAGGAGCCCCGGCGCUGCGCGGGGCGGCCCAGCAAGCAGACGGCCUGGCCCGCCAAGAGCUGGAGCCUCAACACGGAGGAGGUCCCCGACUUCGAGCGGUCCUUUUUCAACAGGGACCCCUCGGAGGAGAAGCUCCGCUACCCAAGCCCCGGUGGCCAGAGCCCCAGCUUCCCGGGCCCCGACAGGCGCCCCGCGUACCUCGCGGACCCGCAGCCGCUGCUGCCCGUCGGCUACGCGGCGAAGCCAAACGGGCUCAGAGCUACAGACAUCUCGUCCCCGGUCGACCUGGAGAAGCACGAACCCGUCAAGAAGUUCAAAGACAAGAGCAUCGGCUGCGCGGGCGGGCAGCUCAGCUCGGACACCAGCAGCGUGGGGACCCAGACGGAGCCCAGGACGUGCAGGGACCUGUGCGCGCCCGCGCAGGGCAAGUACGGCGACAGGCGCGCCCUGAAGCACUCGGACGACGACUCGGAGAUCGUCAGCGACGACAUCAGCGACAUCUUCCGGUUUCUUGACGACAUGAGCAUCAGUGGCUCCACGGGCGUGAUGCAGUCGUCCUGCUACAACAGCACGGGGUCCCUGUCCCAGCUUCACAAGUCGGACUGCGACAGUUCCCCGGAGCACAACGUGAGCACGCUCUCUGGCGGGGUCCCCGGCGGCAAGGGUGAGAAGGGCAGCCGGCACGCGGAGGAGGAGCUGAAGACCAGCGUGCGCCGGCUGGUGCUCAGGAUCGGCGAGAUCGAGAGGAAGCUGGAGUCGCUGUCGGGCGUGCGCGAGGACAUCUCGCAGGUGCUGGGCAGGCUGAGCCAGCUGGACCAGCAGAUGCAGCAGCCGGACAAGGGGCGCGCGCAGGCCGACCCGAGCUCCUCCGCCAGCGAGGCCGAGUCCGACGACAGCGCGUCGCCCCAGCCCUGCCGCGCGCACGGCUCCCGCGGGCCCCGGCUGGACGGCGGCGACUGGGGCUGCUCCGACGCCAGCGGCAGCAACAGCGCGAGCCUGCGGGUCAAGGCCCUGAAGAAGAGCCUCUUCGCCCGGCCGUCGUCCCGGUCCCUGACGGAGGAGAACAGCGCCACGGAGUCCAAAAUCGCCAGCACCUCCAACUCGCCCCGGGACUGGCGCACCGUCCCCUACGCCGGCCGCGCGGGCCUCGGCGAGGAGGUCAAGGGCGCGGGCCCCGCGGACGACAAGGACUGGCCGCGGAAACCCAAAGAGGCCGACAGGCAGUACGACCUCGCCCCGCAGCACCGACUGCCCAAGCAGCCCAAGGACUUCCUGGUGGAGCAGGUGUUCAGCCCGCACCCCUGCCCCGCCUCCCUCCCGGCCCACAUGAAGAGCAACCCCCUGUACACGGACAUGCGGCUGACGGAGCUGGCCGAGGUGAAGCGGGGCCAGCCGUCCUGGACCGUGGAGGAGUACGCGCGCAACGCGGGCGACAAGGGCAAGCUGACAGCCCUGGACCUGCAGACACAAGAAUCUUUAAACCCAAACAACUUAGAAUAUUGGAUGGAGGAUAUUUACACCCCGGGCUACGAUUCGUUACUCAAACGGAAAGAAGCUGAGUUCCGACGGGCCAAGGUCUGCAAGAUGGCGGCUCUGAUCGCCGCGGCCGCCUGCACUGUCAUCCUGGUCAUCGUGGUGCCCAUCUGCACCAUGAAGUCCUGAGCCCGCGACGCGACCGGCGACGGCCACCGACAUCUUCCUCUGCAUUUAAAAUACCGCGGCGG
This is a messenger RNA of Lemur catta (Ring-tailed lemur), 2735 nucleotides long. It is a transcript of the gene MINAR1, whose product is annotated as membrane integral NOTCH2 associated receptor 1. The transcript has 3 exons. The record is from RefSeq and is a predicted model, not a curated record. Gene Ontology annotation, biological process: negative regulation of cell population proliferation; negative regulation of TOR signaling. Bases 1 to 2673 code for a protein of 890 amino acids. NCBI's taxonomy places the organism in Eukaryota, Metazoa, Chordata, Mammalia, Primates, Lemuridae. Gene Ontology annotation, cellular component: plasma membrane.